Molecule: messenger RNA, 2042 nt
Organism: Nannospalax galili (Upper Galilee mountains blind mole rat)
Lineage: Eukaryota; Metazoa; Chordata; Mammalia; Rodentia; Spalacidae
Product: E3 ubiquitin-protein ligase TRIM31-like
Exons: 9
Coding region: 226-1836 (536 amino acids)
Biological process (GO): protein folding; protein peptidyl-prolyl isomerization
Molecular function (GO): peptidyl-prolyl cis-trans isomerase activity; zinc ion binding
Source: RefSeq, a predicted model, not a curated record
CCAGCGGUCCUGCAGGACUGGCUGUUUGUAUUUCUCUGCUCGCUACAACUGAGUUUUUACUCUUUUCUAUCAGUCAUUUCCUUUCCACCCCCUCAUCAUUUCCAUCCCUGGCCCUCUGACUCACAGAAUCUUUGACUUUCACUUCCUGUUUCCUUCUCUCUCAUCACCAGUGUCCCCCACAGACUUCUGGGUGUCCACCUCUCGAGACAAUCCCGCUGCUCCAGCAUGGCCAGUGAUCUGCAGGAGGAGGUGACUUGCCCCAUCUGCAUGGACAUCCUGAGGGAGCCUGUCACCAUUGACUGCGGGCACAACUUCUGCCUAGUAUGCAUCAGUCAAGUCCAGGACGCUUCAGACAGUCUCCUGUGUCCCCUCUGCAAGGCUUCCGCGAACAGGAGCACGUUCAGGCCCAACAAGCUGCUGGCCACUCUCAUCGAGAAAAUCCAAGUUAUGGAAGCGGAAGAGGCAGAGCUGAGGUGUCCGAGGCACAGGGAGAAGCUCCAUUACUUCUGUGAGGAGGACGGGGAGCUUCUCUGUUUGGUGUGUCGAGAGUCCAAGGACCACAAAUCCCACACUGUCACCCCACUAGAAGAGGCUGUUCAGAACUACCAGGAAAAGAUUCAGUCUCAAGUGGACUUCUUGGGGCAGAAGGAGAAGGAAAUACUAAGAGAGAAAGCACAGGGAGAAAACAUGAUCCGGGUCUUCAGGACCCAGGUGCAUCUAGAGAGACUAAAGAUCCUGGAAGAAUUCAAGUGCCUGAGACAGAGCCUGGAGGAGGGGGAGAGCUUCCUCCUGGCCAGGCUGGGCUGGCUGGAGCAGGAGGGAGCCAAGCAGAUGAAAAGUUUUCUCACUGGGGCACAGGCACAGCUGAAGUUCCUCCGGAAGCUCACUGAGUCCCUGCAGGCCAAGCAGCAAAUGCCCCUCAGACAGCUGCUGCAGGACAUCAAGGUCAUCUUGAGAAGGAGUGAGGAAUUUCAGUUCAUCAACCCAACCCCAGCUCCUCGGGACCUGGCAAAAAACAUAAGUGAAACAAAAUCAAGACACGUGUCCAUCAUGGAAAUCCUGAAGGAGUUCAAAGACAGGCUCCAGGCUGAGGUGAAGGAAGACAAAAGCAGAUUCCUGGACAGCUUGAAGGAAGAGGACAAGGAGAGCUGGUCCCUGUUUGAGAAAAAUAAUGCUGAGUUGCCCACCUCAGAAGACCCUUCAGUAUCCCUCCUGCAGGGAAGCAGGGCAUCUUAUGGGGAAGUUCCUGGAGAUGAAGACCACCAUGACCCUGCAGGGAGUCCUGAUGACAUAAGGGUGACAUUGGACGCUGCUGUCUCCUGUAGUCGCUUGCUGUCAGCCAUGGUCAACCCCACCGUGUUCUUUGACAUCACCGUCGAUGGCGAGCCUUUGGGUCGCGUCUCCUUCGAGCUGUUUGCAGACAAAGUUCCAAAGACAGCAGAAAACUUUCGUGCUCUGAGCACUGGAGAGAAAGGAUUUGGUUAUAAGGGUUCCUCCUUUCACAGAAUUAUUCCAGGAUUCAUGUGCCAGGGUGGUGACUUCACACGCCAUAAUGGCACUGGCGGCAAGUCAAUCUAUGGGGAGAAAUUCGAGGAUGAGAACUUCAUCCUGAAGCACACAGGUCCUGGUAUCUUGUCCAUGGCAAAUGCUGGACCAAACACGAACGGUUCCCAGUUUUUCAUCUGCUCUGCCAAGACUGAGUGGUUGGAUGGCAAACACGUGGUCUUUGGGAGGGUGAAAGAAGGCAUGAGCGUUGUGGAAGCCAUGGAGCGCUUUGGGUCAAAGAAUGGCAAGACCAGCAAGAAGAUCUCCAUUUCCGACUGUGGACAGCUCUAAUACUUUUGACUUGUGUGCAUCUUAACCACCAGACCAUUCCUUCUGUAGCUCAGGAGAGCACCCUCCGCCCCAUCUGCUCUCAGUAUCCCAUCAUCUUUCUGCUCUCGAUGUCUCGAUGCAGUUCUUUGGGUUCCAUAUUCUCCUUACUCCCCUCCAAGUCUAGCUGGAUUUCAGAGUUAAGUUUAUGAUUAUGAAUAAAAACUAAA